Drosophila navojoa is the source of this 2241-nucleotide messenger RNA. It is a transcript of the gene kat-60L1, whose product is annotated as katanin p60 ATPase-containing subunit A-like 1. The record is from RefSeq and is a predicted model, not a curated record. NCBI's taxonomy places the organism in Eukaryota, Metazoa, Arthropoda, Insecta, Diptera, Drosophilidae. Gene Ontology annotation, cellular component: microtubule cytoskeleton. Gene Ontology annotation, biological process: microtubule severing. Gene Ontology annotation, molecular function: microtubule severing ATPase activity; ATP binding; microtubule binding.
UUUCGAGUUUUCCGUCAGACUUGAGCAUAAUUCGAAAAUUCAUAGUCAAUCUUCUAAAUUGCUAGUGUUCUUGAUAAAGAAGCAAUUGCUGUUGCUGACAACCGACAGCCAUGUUCAAUACGAAUGCGCAAAAUUGGUUUGGCAUGGGCCAAUCGGUUGCUGAACCUCCAACAACUGGCGGCCACAUGAAUCAAUCGCUCAACAACAACAAUAAUAGCAACAACAACAACAACAACAAUAACAAUCAAAUUAACAAUGGACUACAGUCACAACCUUUUAUGCGUCAGCGUACACUGGCCAGCUCCAAUCCUGCAUUGGAGCGCACUGCGCUCGUAGUCCGCCCACAAUCUCCGCCCAACGUUCAAGUGGAGUAUGAAGUGGCCAUGCCCUUUAUGUCUGGCUACCGGCACACACCAUAUCAUUCGCUCUGGGAUCUGCAUCAGUGCUCAGCCACGCCACCAGCAAGCUUAUCCCAUAUGGCGCGUAUGAUGGACUCCUUGAUCCUGGACUCGCUGUCACCGUACGCCUUCACCAAAAUCACCACCACAAGCCGACCCCCACGCACUAGCAAUUGUAGCAGCAGCUUGAAGAAGCCCGCGGCGGAGAAUGUGCAGCAUACGCAGCACAUCAGCGUCAAUCCUCAUCGACCCAUUAACAAUCUGGGCGCCAAUGCACCCAAUGGCCUGGGCAUCGGAGGUGCGAUGCCGACGCGCGGCAAGCAACAGCGUUUGCCCACACAAGUCUAUGAUGCAGAGGUUGCCCCGCAGCCGCGUCCCAGCCACACAGCAAUGCCGUUUCCCUCGCAACAGCAGCAGGACACGCGCUGGGUAUCCUCAUUGCGGCGCCGCGAUCCGGAGCUGCAGCCAACGCUGCCCUCGAUCAACAGCAAUCUGAACAGCAACAGCCUGAGCCAGAGUCAUCAUGGCAGCGCUGGCAAUGUGGGCCUCGGGGCAAACAACUCGGGCAGCACCACGGGCAUUGGUCUACGGCUGAGUCGGCCCGGCAGGGCCUCCGCUCUUACAGCAGCCGUGCGCAAGAGUCGAUCCGUGGAGCGAUUGCGCGCCCGCAAGCUGAGCACCAACACGCAGAUGACACUGAAGCAACGGCCGGUUAAGAAGAACUCGUUGGACGACAACUCCAAUUCAGAUGAUCAGGAUGCAACCACAUCGAUAGAGGACAAUUCGCAUGUCCAAUCGACCACACACAAUACACCCAGAUGCUCACCAAAGAUCAAGAUCAAGCACUUCUCGCCGCUGGGCUACGAGGGCCACCUGGUCGAUACGCUCGAGAAGGACAUACUGCAGCGACAUCCGUGCAUCAAAUGGACUGAAGUGGCGGGUCUCAACGAGGCCAAGACUAUAUUGCAGGAAGCCGUGGUGCUGCCCAUUAUAAUGCCAGAGUUCUUUAAGGGAAUACGCCGACCAUGGCGCGGCGUGCUAAUGGUCGGUCCGCCAGGCACGGGCAAAACGAUGCUGGCCAAAGCCGUGGCCACCGAGUGCGGCACAACCUUCUUCAAUGUGUCCUCCUCCACACUAACAUCCAAGUACCGGGGCGAGAGCGAGAAGCUGGUGCGUCUGCUCUUCGAGAUGGCCCGUUUCUAUGCGCCGAGCACCAUUUUCAUUGAUGAGAUCGAUGCCCUCUGCGCAUCGCGCGGCAGCGACUCGGAGCACGAGGCUAGCCGACGCUUUAAAGCAGAGCUGCUCAUCCAAAUGGAUGGCCUGAAUGCUGGCCUACAGGAUGAUAAGAUCAUCAUGGUGCUGGCGGCGACAAAUCAUCCCUGGGACAUUGACGAGGCCUUUCGCCGACGUUUCGAGAAACGCAUCUACAUACCGCUGCCGAAUGAGGAAACACGCGCGGCGCUGCUGAAGCUCUACCUUAAGGAUGUAUCGCUCUCAUCAGAUAUCAAUACGACAGUGAUUGGCGACGAACUACAGGGUUAUUCCGGCUCCGAUAUUAGUAAUGUGUGUCGCGAUGCCUCCAUGAUGGCGAUGCGUCGUCUCAUCUCUGGCCGCACGCCGCAGCAGAUCAAGCAAAUACGCCGCGAGGACGUGGAUCAGCCGAUCACACUCAAAGACUUUCAGGAUGCACAGCAGCGCACCAAGAAAACUGUUUCGGCUGACGAUGUGGCACGUUUCGAGAAGUGGAUGGAGGAGUAUGGCUCCUGCUAGUUGUACGAUCUUUGUGCUGUCGCAGCACCAAAUUUAUAAAGUCCCCCUCUCCGCACACCCAUACGUAUGUACU